This is a messenger RNA of Rodentolepis nana, 258 nucleotides long. The record is from the annotation of a GenBank genome assembly. Lineage: Eukaryota; Metazoa; Platyhelminthes; Cestoda; Cyclophyllidea; Hymenolepididae.
AUGGCUAUAAGAAAAAUUGCCCUCGUCAGGGCGAAACACAACGUCUUCAGAUCCUCCAGUGGAAUGCUGGAGAAAUCCAAUGUCUUCAGAUCCUCCAGUGGAAUGCUGGAGGAAUGUAACGGACAAAAAGAUCCAAAUACAGAAAAUCCUACAAACCUUAUGGAUUUUGCCAUUUUCACAAUUAUGGAAGCUAACAUUUCGGAUGCCAAACUGAAGUACUACCAAUUCCCAGGUUACACCCUGUACAAAUCUACCUAA